Messenger RNA from Dichomitus squalens LYAD-421 SS1, 1722 nucleotides. RefSeq lists its product as uncharacterized. Gene Ontology annotation, molecular function: RNA polymerase II cis-regulatory region sequence-specific DNA binding; DNA-binding transcription factor activity, RNA polymerase II-specific. NCBI's taxonomy places the organism in Eukaryota, Fungi, Basidiomycota, Agaricomycetes, Polyporales, Polyporaceae. Bases 1 to 1722 code for a protein of 573 amino acids. The record is from RefSeq and is a predicted model, not a curated record. The transcript is spliced from 2 exons. Gene Ontology annotation, biological process: regulation of transcription by RNA polymerase II.
AUGGCACGCAGGUUAGGAGACCAACUUCUCGCAGACAUUGCCAAGGCACAAGCAGAAGCGGCAGCUGCAACUACUGGAGCAUCGGCAGCUUCUCCACAAGAGCCUGUAGCAUCUCCGGAAAUACCUACAUCCUUCAGGAAGAAGCAAGAUGCUGCGCUACUUACUAUCAAAGGCAUCCUUGCAUUCGCAUCAAAACAUCCCAUCCUUGGUUCUACCAUGUCUGCGACACAUCUCACUGGUCCUGCGGGCGGCAACUUGAUGGACGUAUUCAAUCGUUGCGUAUCUUCAUCUACCAUUUCCAAGCCCCUUGCUCGCGCUCUCACAGAAAUUGUUCUGGCCCUUGCCAAGUCCGAUGCUCUCUUUGGGUCCCUCCGUAACUCCGAUGCGCCAUCAAUACAGCUGGACAAGGGCAAGCGCAAACGCGACCAGGAAGACGAAGGCGGCCGCUUUCCGGAACACCCUCAGAAACGCAUCACGGUCACCGUUCCUAUCGACCAACCUGACCUGUUGAGCCAAAUCGCGGAGGCUAUCCGCGUCGUUACCCACUCGCUCACGAACCGUUCUGAUACCGCCCAAGGACAAUCUAUCAAUUCCUCAGUCAUCUCGUCUAUUCAGCUACAGCUCCACCAGCUCUUCCUUUUCGCAGUCACCUCUGCCCCCCGCGCCGGAGACGGGCGCAUGCAGGCGCUGCAAGAGCUUGCGGGGCUCGUACAGAUGCUCGGCGUCCUCAGCGGUAUUCACAUAGGCAACGCCCCACCUCCAUGGCACGGACCCCCGGGAUCUGCUCCUCCUCUGCCUCCUCCGCCUCCCGAUAUCGGCACGGCCGUCUAUCCUUGCCUUGUACCUGGUUGUCCCAAGACCUUCCACCGCCUCUACUCCCUCCGCGCUCACCAACGCCUACACACCCUCGAGCACCGACCAUACCGCUGCAUGCAAUGCCCGGCGUCCUUCGUGCGCAACCACGACCUCAAGCGACACGCGCUCCUCCACGAGAAGAAGGCUUGGCGUUGCGCAGGCUGCAAUAAGAUCUUCUCGCGGCGCGACGCGAUCAAGCGUCACAAGGACGCUCGAGGCCGCGCAUCGGCCACAGGAGGGAAGAGUCGUUCUGGUGAGGCCGACUCCACGGUCGAUGCUGCAUGCGCGUACGCGGAGAUCGAGGAGGUCGAAGUGGAUAAGAUGGAGGGUGAGGAGGAGAUUAGCCGACGGGCGAAGUUGUGGAAUGGCAUUGCCGCGUCCUCGGCGGGGAGCACCAUGGCCGAACAUAUGGGCCCAGAGGAGGGUGAGGUAGACCCUGCGAUCAUCUAUCAGGCGCAGCAUAUGGUAUUGGGUAUACAUGGGCUGCUACAGGCGGAAGUCGCAAAGGGUCUGGGAACUCCCGCUGCACCUGCCCCGAUGCCGCCUCCGCAUGUGAGCCAGUCGACGCUGGCGAGCAUCAUUGCCCGCGCACAACAGUCGGCCGUCCCCGCGGACACUGUUGGCCAGCCGAACUCUCCUUCCGUCGUGCCUCCCGCGGAAGACACGCCCAUGGAGUCUACUCCACCCCCGCUUUCCCUCUCAUGGCUCUCAGAAGAACAAACCAGGUUGCUCGAGCAGGCGAUCGCUCAUGCUGCAUCUGCAGCGCAAGCGCAAGCGGAGGCUGAAGCAGCCUUGGAAGAGGAGGGCGAAGAAUUUGACGAGGAUGAGGAAGAGGCAGAAGAGCAGGACGGAGUCGAGAAAGAAUGA